This is a messenger RNA of Physella acuta, 6671 nucleotides long. RefSeq names its product cadherin-87A-like. Gene Ontology annotation, biological process: multicellular organism development; cell-cell junction assembly; cell migration. NCBI's taxonomy places the organism in Eukaryota, Metazoa, Mollusca, Gastropoda, Physidae. The record is from RefSeq and is a predicted model, not a curated record. Gene Ontology annotation, molecular function: calcium ion binding; beta-catenin binding; cadherin binding. Gene Ontology annotation, cellular component: catenin complex; adherens junction; plasma membrane.
ACAAUGUUGUCAAACCGGUUUCUAAAUGCAUUAUUUUCUGUGUCAAAAAAUAGAAAUGAAUGUAUGGCAAUCGUGUAUUGUAUUGGCCUUGCUUUAGUAAGAAUUUCAUUUUUAGGGUGUGUAACUUGUUGGGCCUACUGUGUAAUACAGUUUCAUAAUGGUACCCUUAAUUAUGUGGAUUUUGGGUUUAACAUUGUUAGUGGCGCAAACGUCUGCACAAAACUCUGUUCCGAGGUUCAUAGAUUACUCAGCCCUAAACAACAAAUACUUGAGUGAAUCUCUGCCAAUAGGUACAACCAUUGGCACCAUACAAGCCAAUGACCCCGACCACCCCGGCUCCACCCUCAAGUACUAUAUUGAUGGCAAUGGAGGCAGCUACUUCGCUUGUGGUGAGACCACUGGGAUUGUCACCCUCAAGAAACUCUUGGAUUUUGAAUUUGCAUAUGAAAUCAAGAUGACUAUAAGAGUUGUUGAUACAGAUGGCCAGACAAAUACGGUGGACACGAAGGUGUUUAUCAAUGACGAGAAUGACAACUUGCCAGUGUUUGCUGACAAUGCAAUCUUCAAGAGUCUGAGUGAGAAUGCUACUGUAGGAACUUCUGUGGCGUACAUUGAGGUCACUGACCUGGAUGUAGCAAACAGUAUCAUCACUGUAACUUGUCUGGGUAACACACUUCUGUUUAGAGAUGCCUGUGACAAAUUUGAACUUAGAAGGACAGAAAACAGCAACAAGUAUUGGAAAGGUAACCUGCUGGUCAAGAAUCCGCUGGAUUAUGAAACAAGAAUAUCCUAUGCCAUUCAACUCUUGGCCUUUGAUGGUCUUCACAACGUAACAACUGAGGUUCACGUUGAGCUGACAGAUAUCAAUGACACACCCCCUCGUUGGAUUACUAAAGACCCAAAAACAAUUAAUGAAGAAUUGCCCAUAGGGACAUCAGUGAACAGAGUGUCAGCUGUAGAUGGAGAUGUGACCAACCCUAGGAGCAUUUACUAUGAGCUGAUUGGUUCUGAUGAAUUUGCCAUUAACUCCGGUACUGGUGAAAUUACCAUCAAGUCAAGAAUUGAUUUUGAUAAUAUCAACUUUAAAAAAACUGAGCCUUUAGAUUUAACAAUUGUGGCUAGGGAAGUGUUGUCAAACAAUCCACUUCAGCUGGGAGGCGACCCAGUUACAACCUCGGUUGUUCACAUUAAGAUAACAGUGAAUGACAUUGAUGACAACACACCAACCUUUGACAAGAGCAACUACGUGGCCUACGUGGAUGAAAACAUUGUGGCUGGUGCCAACGUUCCUGGGCUGCAGAUGACAAUAACUGACAUUGACUCGGGCAGCUUUAAUGCAUUCAACUUGGUGACCUUGAACUCAACCACUGAGUUUGGGAUCAUUCCAAAUCAAGAUGAAGCCUCGUCCAGUGCCACUCUGUUUGUCAAAGCUAAUGGUCUCAUUGACUAUGAAAGAGGACCUAGAAUAUACAUAAUACAAGUGGAGGCCAGAGAAUAUAAAGCUACUUCUAAUUUCCUGACGGGUACGUGCACUGUGAGCAUCUACGUGAGAGACGUCAAUGACCAGACCCCUGCCUUCAGCCAAGCCUCGUACGUCGUAGAGAUUCUGGAAACAGCUCCAGCCAAUUUUGAUGUCAUAGAUAUGGAUGCCACAGAUUCUGAAGAGGGGAAUUUUGGCACAUCUGGUAUUGUUUACAAACUGUAUGGCAAUAUCCCACCUGUUUUUUCAAUAGACGAGAAGACUGGCAGGGUAACAGUGGCAGCGUGUAACACACCGGGUACCUUCCCCUGCAUUGACUAUGAGAGGAAGAAAGAGUACAGUCUGACGGUGUCAGCCACAGACGACAACGGCAAUGGCAGGGCCAGCUCGGUGCCACUCACCAUCAGGAUCAAAGAUGUCAACGACAACGCGCCACAAAUAGACAGAACUUACCUGAGAUACAUCAACGAGGGCGACACAGUCCCUAUCAAUGGACUCACUAUAACAGCCAUUGACCCAGACACAGUUGGAGGACCACUCCAGUUUACCAGCAACGACCAAACUGGCAUCUGGAAAACAACUCAAGGGCUGAACACCAACAACCAGAACUACGCCAACAUCACAGCCGUACAACCAGUUAUGUAUGGGGACGCUCCCAGCAACGGAACAUUUCAGUUCACAGUUACAGUCACAGAUGGGAGUCAAAUUUCUUACUGUACUGUGACAAUUAUUGUCAUUGACAUAAACAACAACGCCCCAGUUUUUUCUUCAACGGCUUACAGAGCACAGAUUCGAGAGGACACCAGAGGAAAUGUUUUUGUCAUAAAAGUGACAGCUUCUGAUGGGGAUUCCCCUACCACUGGCAAUGGGCGAAUAGAUUUUUCCAUCCAGAAUGGUGCCCUGGGCAAGUUCACAGUUUACAACGCCACCUAUGUAGAGAGUGGCAAGUUUUUUACUGCUGACAUCUACACUACGCCUGAUGCCACUUUUGAUUAUGAUACACAAAAGUUGUUUGAGAUGCAGCUACUAGCACGAGAUGCAGGCACCCCAACCUCAAAGAUGGGCACCACCAAGCUGACGGUGGAGCUCCUAGACAUCAACAACAGAGACCCCCGCAUCAACCCCCUGUCACAGUCAGUCAGUGUACCAGAGAGUAGGUUCAACACCAUGAAGUUUCUGGGUGUGAGUGUCUACAGAAUCCUGGCAGAAGACCCCGACGCCAACAGCAUCUUGAGGUUUUCUUUCACCCCAGACAAAGCUUUUGAUGGAGUGGGCAAUGAAGCAUCAUCCACAGUGUUUGACUACAGACAUAUGUUCAGGAUCGACAGUCCAACUGGAAAUAUUUUUGUCAACGCAUCUUUGGACCGUGACAGUGUGGCCCGCAUCACGUACACUGUCGUGGUGGAAGACAUUGCUGCCACACCCAUACAAAAAGGAAAUGGCUCCUUCAUCAUCUACAUAAUGGAGGUGAAUGACCGCGCCCCCCAGUUUGAUGAGGACGUGUACAACGUGACCAUAGACGAGGAAGUGAACAUCAACUCCUUUGUGCUGAGCCUAAACUGUCGCGACCCGCGGGACAAAAUUGCCAGCUACCAGAUCACCCAGACCCUGCCUCGAGACCGAAUUAAUUACCUCACUCUUCUGCCUGGCUCAGGUGCUUUGAUUGUAAGACUGGUAUGUGUACAGACUCUGGCCAGCCACCGUUGUCCAACUACACUAAGAUCAUCAUCAACAUCCGCAACAUCAACGACAAUCCUCCAGUCUUCCAGCAGCCGAUCUACAGAACCAGCAUCCCUGAGGGCACGUACACUGGUGGCCCCCCUGAAUGUGACUGUGGUGGCCACUGACGCUGACAAGGGAGACUACGGCGUGGUCCGGUACUACAUCAAGGAUCCCACGCUUCUACAGUACUUUACCAUCACCAACAUCACUGGUGAGUUGUUCAUCAGCCCAGGAGCAACGUUUGACCGUGAGACCACCCCAUUUUACAGCUUUGAAGUGUUUGCAUAUGACAGCCCUCUCAACGCCAGCGUGCGCAAGCAAAGCAGUGUUUCAGUCUAUGUGACUAUCACAGAUGUCAAUGACAACUGCCCAGUAUUCUCAAGCUCCGCCUACCAGGGCAGGGUGCCAGAAAGCGCAGGGGUGGGGACAAACAUCUUUGAUCUCAUUGUGACUGACAGAGAUGAAGGGAUCAAUGCUGAGGUGGUCUUUGGCAUCCAGGCAGGCAGUGCUGUACCAGCAGAAACAACUUCACUCUUUCAAUUUGGUCCCAAUGGCCGUCUGAUGGUGAACAACCCUUUAAGGAAGAAAGCUGGUAUCUACCAAUUCAAUGCAACCGCCACUGACAGAGGUUUGAACCCUUGCACUGUGCAGGUCCCAGUGACUGUCCUGGUGCAGGAAUCACAGAAUGAUGCGCCGCAGUGGGUCCGACCCCCACAGAGGAAUUUUGUCAUUUAUGUUCUUGAAAGCCAGUAUGAUGGUAUGCUGGUUUACGGAGCCAAGGCUGUGGAUAACAACACAGGCCCCAAUGGAAUUGUGGAUUAUUUCUUCUCUGUCAAUGGCAACAACCGUGUAUCCAACACGUCCGAGUUCCGCAUCAACCGCGUGAGUGGGGUCAUCCGUGCUGAGAUUGUCUACGACAGGGAACAGAGAGACACCUACUUUCUGACUCUGGUAGCUGUGGACCAAGGUGUACCAGCAGCAUCAUCAGAGACCACCAUCACCAUCAUCAUCCUGGAUGUCAACGACAACAAGCCAGCCUUUCCCAUGAAGGAUGGUGUGGUGACCCCUCUGGUGCUAGGAACAAGUGUCAGCGAUGGUUCCGCUGUCCUCGGACAAGGCCUUCUACUCGGCCAAUGUAACGCCACUGAUGCUGAUUCAGACACAGCCAACAACAAAAUCUACUACAGACUUUUAGCCAGCCUGAAUGACGCUGCCAACUACAUCCGAGUGGACAACCUGACGUGUCAGAUCUACCUGGUCAAGUCACUUGACUUUGAGAGUAACCCCCAGCUCAACUUUGACAUCUAUGCUUACAAUGCAAACAAUGACGACAGGGUCCAGCGCUACAGACGUGAGGUGAACCCAAGCAUUCUGCCAGUGGUUGUUCAAGUCACUGACGUCAAUGACAACCCCCCUGUCUUCACACAGACCCAGUACUAUCAGUGUGUAUCAAAGGACACCCCAUUCCGUCAAGACAUCCUAGUUGUGUCAGCCACGGACCAAGACAAGGGAGACAGUGCAACGAUCAAGUACUCACUGUCAGGAACUGAUGCGUUUGUGGUUGACGACUUUGGUGCUGUCUCUAACAUCAUCUCAUUCAAUGAUGACAGCCGCAGCCAAUUCAACUUCACUGUCUCUGCUUCAGAUGGAAAAUACAAAAAUCAAGCCAAUAUCUUUAUAGCUGUGAUGUCACCUUCGAACUUGGUCAAUAUGAGAAUCAACAGACCCAUUGAGGAUGUUCAGCCCUUCAAGCAGCAGCUCAUUAGGACUGUCCAAGACUCUGCACCUCAGGACAUCCUGUUUGCCUGUAUCAGUAGCAUGAGAACUCAUGUAGAGUCUGAUGGAACUCAGAACCCCCAAAUGACUGAUGUUAUUUUGGCUGCUGUCAACCCACGCUCAGGCAGUCUGUACACCGCGGCCCAGCUCAGCAGCCUGAUAGAGCAGAAAAAAUCUUCAUCUGGCUCCGUCUAUGAUUCCAUCUAUGUCACAAAUGUUGAGGCAAAAGGUGACGAUGGAGAAUUUAUCCUGAAGGAAGACGCUGUGCUAGCAAUACUCAUCAUCACCAUCCUUCUCAUUUUCCUAGCCAUUGUUUUGUUUAUCAUAGCCUGUCUGUGUAUCAGGAGCUCGAAAAAGAAGAAGACAGCAAAGAUCAGAGCCGAACAACACACGCAAGUGCAUUUGGUUCCACAGCCGGUACAGUCUGCUGUGAAUCCAGCCUACCAGCCUGAUGAUGACAUGGGUGAAUAUGCUGUGGUCGCUAAGAAACCAAUUAUCUCCAAGCCACACAGCCCAGUGGUUGUGGCACACAGCCCAGUGCAUGUUCAACAUGUGGAGGACCUACCUCCGCCUGAGCCUGCAAGAACCUGGCUAGAACCUGAACCAGUGAUUGAGACAGAGGUCCUGCCAGCAGCCAGCCAGCACCAGGAACCUCGACACUUUGAGCCUGAGUUUGAGGACAAGAUAGUCAGCCAUCUUGUGGACGACAGGCACCAUGGACAACCAUAUGCACUGGAUGAAGGGGAGAUAGAGACAGUUAUAAAAGAUGACUCCCCAGCUUCCAGCCCAGCUUCCAGCCCAGCUUCCAGUCCUGCUGGCAGCCGUAAAAGUGGUCACAGCUCCAACUGAGGUCUCUCCCAGCCUGGACAUGUAUUAGUUUAUAUGUCAUGUGUCAUUUGUUAAAUGUCAUGUGUUACAUGUGUCAUUUGUUAAAUGUCAUUUUUUCACUCAAAGCUUGUACAUCUCACUAAUAGAUUGCAUGUACACUUGUACAUCUCACUAAUAGAUUGCAUGUACACUAUUGGCAGACUAUGUCAGGUGUACAAAGUCAGUUGUACAGUGUCAUGUAAAUGUCAUCUCAAGUUGGGUGACAACUAGGAAUCAGAAUAGAUGGCCAAUGGUUGUUUGAUGGCCAAUCUAAUGUUUGUGUUAGUUGGCCAAUCCAAUGGUUGUGUUAGUUGGCCAAUCCAAUGGUUGUGUUAGUUGGCCAAUCUAAUGGUUGUGUUAGUUAGCCAAUCCAAUGGUUGUGUUAGUUUUCAAUUGUUUUGAUGAGCCAAUGACUUGAUGUGUUUAUUUCUACUCUACUUAAGAUGUACUUGGAUUGUAACUUGGUAACAAGAUGUAAAUAUUUCAUUCAUGUUCUAGACAUCUAAAGGUGUGUUGACAGGUGCACCAACAGGUGUGUUGGCAGGUGCACCAACAGGUGUGUUGACAGAUGCACCAACAGGUGUGUUGACAGGUGCACCAACAGGUGUGUUGACAGGUGCGCCAACAGGUGUGUUGACAGGUGCACCAACAGGUGUGUUGACAGGUGUGUUGACCUCUUGAUGCCAUGGGUCUUUUCCUGAUCUCUAGAUGUACUACAUAUUUAUUAAUAGACAACACAUUUUAUAUUUAUAGCAAUUAAUGCUAAAUUUUAAUAUUUGAAAAUGUAAUGCAAUUUUAACCAAAUACAUUCCUAUUUUUCUAAUUA